CAGCAUAUCUCGUAUAAAGCAUCAUGAUUUGCCUACGACUGCGAUUGCGACUACAAGUCCAGUGGAGCGCUGGGCCACCAGUGUGGUUCGUAUUGGCCGUGGGUAUUUGUGUGACGCUCACCUAGGAACACGUGUCUUCUUGUUUUCAUUGGGGUUUCAAAAAUUCACCUUUGGGGUAUCUCCAGUGGGAGGUUCAUCUUUUCCAGCAUGUCGCUAACACCUGGAACUCAGUCGCUGGAAGGGUUCAGUGCAAUUGGCACUGGAAUUUAUCUCCGGGAUAUCCGUGAGCAAUGCCAGGAUACUACAUCGCCAAACGUUAUUUUGAUAUUCGGAUGGAUGGGAGCACAACUCAGGCAUUUGCAAAAUUAUACCCAUGCAUAUACCAAGUUAUAUCCAAAGGCAUCUCAAAUUGUUGUUCGGUGCAAUCCCGACGUAUUCUGGACCACAACCGGUACUAGGGAACGGCGCCUCAUGCCUGUAAUCGAUGCCUUAGAAGCACUGCAUUGUCUCCCAUCUUCUUCUCCUGCCCAACCACCUCCCCGCAUUCUCACUCACGUGUUUUCCAAUGGAGGCUCCCUGCAAAUGACGCUUCUUGGAAACAUGCUGAAGCGGAAAUAUGGUUCUGCAUUAAUUCAAGGGUUCAUCAAGAGCGCGUUGAUCCUUGACUCGUGUCCAGCAGUGGGUAACCUAAGAACAAUUAAACUCGCUUUCAGCGCGGUCUUCCGGAACCCAAUUCUCCGGUUCAUCGUACUCAGCAUGAUAUACACCAUGCACUUCGUCGGCCUCGGCCUCUCUCUGCUAUUGGGUAAGCGAAUAAUGUUGAUGGAAAACCUCCGGAUCGAAAUGUGGAAUCCCCGUGUCCUGCCUUGGAUGGGCCUCCACACACCCCGCCUCUAUCUUUUCUCGCGCAAGGAUAAAUUGAUUCCGUGGCAAGAUGUCACGCAACAUGCUGAGAUUUCGAAGGAGCGCGGAAUGGAUGUACAUUGCGAACUGUUUGAAGAGAGUGAGCAUGUGGCACAUAUCCGGGUCGAGCCAGAGAGGUAUUGGUCUUCAGUCCAGGUGAUUUGGGCGGCCGCAAUCUCGAAGGAAAAAGAUGAAGAUAAGAGGAUACUUAAUUGAUUAUAGAUUUCUGUCAGAAAAUCAUAGAUAAUGCGUCCACGUAUUGGUUGACGAUGUCAUAGUUGCGAUUUGCUGCGAGCACCCUUCCAACUACAUAGAGCUGCAGUUUACUUUUUCAGGCUGACUAUACAUUGCAAG
Suillus clintonianus is the source of this 1257-nucleotide messenger RNA. RefSeq lists its product as uncharacterized. Bases 208 to 1119 code for a protein of 303 amino acids. The record is from RefSeq and is a predicted model, not a curated record. The transcript has 5 exons. Lineage: Eukaryota; Fungi; Basidiomycota; Agaricomycetes; Boletales; Suillaceae.